Messenger RNA from Penicillium cataractarum, 2652 nucleotides. RefSeq names its product putative transcription factor (Snd1/p100). The record is from RefSeq and is a predicted model, not a curated record. Gene Ontology annotation, cellular component: cytosol; RISC complex; nucleus. The coding region runs from base 1 to 2652 and encodes 883 amino acids. Gene Ontology annotation, molecular function: nuclease activity; RNA binding. Gene Ontology annotation, biological process: regulatory ncRNA-mediated gene silencing; mRNA catabolic process. Lineage: Eukaryota; Fungi; Ascomycota; Eurotiomycetes; Eurotiales; Aspergillaceae. The transcript has 2 exons.
AUGCCUUUCGAAGCCCGUGUCAAGUCCGUUUUGUCGGGUGAUACGGUCGUGCUGUCGCAUGUCACCAAUCCCUCACAAGAACGCAUUCUUUCUCUGGCUUAUGUGUCCGCUCCCCGGUUGAGGAGGGAAGGUGACGAGCCAUACGCUUUCCAAUCCCGUGAGUUCCUCCGUGAACUGCUCGUCGGCAAGGUCAUCCAAUUCCACGUCGUCUACUCCAUCCCCACCGGCGCCAAGCGCGAGUACGGUAUCAUCAAGUUGCCUGGCUUUGAUGCUCAGCUUCCCGAUAUCAGUGUUCAAGAGGGCUGGACCAAGGUCCGUGAGGAGGCUGGCAAGCGAAGUGACGACUCUGAGGAAACCCUCGCGCUGCUGGACCGGCUGCGGGCCCUGGAGUCACUUGCCCAGGAUGAGAACAAGGGUGUCUGGGCCUCGUCGAACAACGGUCUGAUUGAGACUAGCUAUGAACUCGCCAAUGGCCAGGAAUUGGUUAACAAGCACAAGGGGGAGCAGCUGGAGGGUAUUAUUGAGAAGGUUCUGAAUGGUGACCGGGUUAUUCUGCGUCUGCUGCUCUCCCCACAGGAGCAUGUCCAGACUCUCGUGGCCGUUGCUGGUGUCCGCGCACCUUCUGCCAAGCGGACUACCGCCGAGGGCAAGGAACAGGCUGCGGAGCCCCUGGGUGACGAGGCACAGCAGUUUGUCGAGUCUCGACUCUUGCAGCGCAAGGUCAAGGUCUCUCUGCUGGGUGUCACCCCGCAAGGCCAGCUGGUGGCUACUCUUCUCCACCCUAACGGCAACAUUGCCCGUUUCCUCCUCGAGGAGGGUCUGGCUCGCUGCCAGGAUCACCACUCUACCAUGCUCGGUGGUGACAUGGCCCUUCUUCGCCAGGCUGAGCUGACGGCCAAGAACGCCCGCAAGGGAAUCUUCACUGGUCACGUUGCCCCCAAGGGCUCCGGCGCUGCCGCUCUUGAUUACACUGUUAGCCGUGUUCUGAACGCCGAUACCAUCUUCAUCCGGAACAAGGCCGGUCAGGAGAAGAAGAUUAGCCUGACCAGCAUUCGCCAGCCCAAGCCCUCUGACCCCAAGCAGGCUCCCUUCGCCAAUGAUGCCAAGGAGUUCCUGCGCAAGAAGGUCAUUGGUAAGGGUGUCAAGGUGACCGUCAAUGGCAAGAAGCCUGCCACCGAGGGAUAUGAGGAGCGUGAGGUUGCCACCGUUGUGCAGGGUACCACCAACAUCGGUCUGGCUCUGGUUGAGGCUGGUUAUGCCUCUGUGAUCCGCCACCGUAUGGAUGACAGUGACCGAUCCCCCGACUACGACACUCUGCUUGUUUCCGAGGCCGAGGCCCAGAAGGAUGGCCGUGGAAUGUGGUCCCCCAAGCCGCCCAAGGUUAAGCAGUACACGGACUACUCCGAGAGCGUUCAAAAGGCCAAGUUGGAGGUUGGUAUCCUGCAACGCUCUAAGCGCAUCCCCGCCGUUGUCGACUUUGUCAAGUCCGGCUCUCGCUUCACUGUUCUGGUCCCCCGUGAGAACGCCAAGUUGACCCUCGUUCUGUCGGGCAUCCGUGCCCCUCGCUCUGCCCGUGGCCCCAAUGAUGCCGGUGAGCCUUUCGGCCAGGAAGCUCACGAGCUGGCCGUCCGCCGCUGCAUGCAACGUGACGUUGAGAUUGAUGUCGAGACCAUCGACAAGGUUGGUGGCUUCAUUGGUACCCUGUACGUGAACAAGGAGAACUUCACCAAGAUUCUGUUGGAGGAGGGUUUCGCCACGGUCCACGCCUACUCGGCUGAGCAGUCCGGUCAUGCCAACGAGUACUUCGCUGCCGAGCAGCGGGCCAAGGAUGCCCGCAAGGGUCUCUGGCACGACUGGGACCCCAGCAAGGAGGCCGAGGCCGAGGAGUCUGAGGCUGCCAACGGUACCGGCAACGAGAGCGAGGCUGCUGUGUCCCGUCGCAAGGACUACCGCGACGUGAUGGUCACCCACGUUGACCCAGAGACUGGUCGCCUGAAGUUGCAGCAGAUUGGCACCGGCACUAGCGCGCUCACCGAGUUGAUGAGCGCCUUCCGCGCCUUCCACAUCAACAAGGCCAAUGACACCCCCUUGCCCGGUCCCCCCAAGGCUGGUGAAUGGGUCGCGGCUCAGUUCACCGAGGACGGUAACUGGUACCGCGCCAAGGUGCGCCGCAACGACCGCGAGAAGGAGCAGGCCGAGGUUGUUUAUAUCGACUUUGGAAACUCCGAGAUCCUCCCCUGGAAGAGCCUGCGCCCUCUUACCCAGCCCCAGUUCUCUGCUCAGAAGCUGCGCCCCCAGGCUGUCGAUGCGGUUCUGUCUCUUCUGCAGUUCCCUACCUCCCAGGACUACCUGGAUGACGCCGUCGCUUUCCUGGGUGACCAGACCUUCGACCGCCAGCUGGUCGCUAACGUCGACCACGUUGAGCCCGAAGGCACUCUGCAUGUCACCCUCUUGGACCCGUCCGUCUCUAAGAGCUUGGACCAGAGCAUCAAUGCCGAUGUGGUUCGCGAGGGUUUCGCCAUGGUUCCCCGCAAGCUGAAGGCAUGGGAGCGCGCUUCCACCGAUACCCUGGAGAACCUGCGGGAGCUGGAGACCGAGGCCAAGGCCGGCCGUCUCGGUAUGUGGGAGUACGGUGAUCUCACCGAGGACUAA